Messenger RNA from Triplophysa rosa, 1822 nucleotides. RefSeq names its product G protein-coupled receptor 182 (gene ackr5). NCBI's taxonomy places the organism in Eukaryota, Metazoa, Chordata, Actinopteri, Cypriniformes, Nemacheilidae. Bases 282 to 1346 code for a protein of 354 amino acids. The record is from RefSeq and is a predicted model, not a curated record. Gene Ontology annotation, molecular function: G protein-coupled receptor activity. Gene Ontology annotation, biological process: G protein-coupled receptor signaling pathway. The transcript has 2 exons. Gene Ontology annotation, cellular component: membrane.
UUGUUUACACCAAUGUGCACAAAAACAAACAUUCUGUGGUUAUAUUCACGAUACUCUCUGCAAGAGAUUCUUCGACUCUUUCCUGUUGAAAGCAACCCCCUCCUGUCCUGUGAGGAUGUCCUGUCCUGAUGAUAGUGCGAGAGAGAGAGAACUUAUUUGACGACACCAACCAACGUAUGGCUAAAAUCUGCACAAGCCUGCAGUCAAGCAAAGCCUCCGGUGCUUUUUCUAUCUGAACCACAAGAGCAUCAUCUGCUUAACACGUGCUGCAUAGCAAGAUCAUGACAGGCGAUUUUCACAAUUCCUCAUACGACUACUACAACAGCACGCCGUGGUUCAUCCACGACUGCUCCUUCAACCUGAGCGAUGACGGUCGACGGAUCGCUCUCUUCCUCCUCUACCUCGUGCUGUUCAUGGUGGGGUUAGCUGAGAACAGCCUGGUGUUAUGGGUGAACUGGCGACGGAGACACUCCGCCAAUGGCGUGCUGUUUUGUAUCCUCAACGUGAGCCUGUCUGACCUGACGGUGGUCUUCACCAUACCCUUCUUCAUGAUGGAAGAGACCAUGAACAAAGUCUGGCUGUGGGGUCAUUUCCUUUGCAAGGUCACCAAUCUCAUCUACGUCAUCAACUUCUACAGCAGCUCCUUCUUCCUGGCCUUCAUGACCCUGGAGCGUUACCUGUCCCUGACCCGGCCCAACGGGCCCGCCUGCUUCCCGCUGAACCGCAAGCGUCGCUGGCUGCUUUGUAUCGGCAUCUGGCUGUUGUCCCUCAUGCUGGCCCUGCUGGAGAACGUUCACAUCGAUCUGCUCGAUUGGGAGGAGCCAGGCUGCUAUUUGGUCCCGGAGCACAACUUCACGGAAUGGUUCAUGUCCCUUACUGUCCUGGGCUUGAUCUUCCAGUUUCUGGGCCCUGCGUCCGUCAUCAUCACCUGCAAUGUUCUGAUCGCCCGAGCCGUCCGCGCCACACCGGACGUCCAGAACCGACGGGACAUUUGGUUGGUGCACGUGUACUCCCUGGUGUUCGUGGCCUGCUGGCUUCCGUACCAGUUGAUAUGGUUCCUGUUGAUGGUGGACGAUCUGUAUCCCCACCUGUUCUCCUGCAACGCGGUUGGCACGCUUUACUUUUCUUUCAGCAUAGUGCAAUGCUUUUCGCUCUUCCAUUGCAUCGCCAACCCCAUCCUCUACAACUUCCUCAGCAAGAGCUUCCAGAAUAACCUGAUCAACGCCGUGCUCAGUCGGAUCUCGCCGCCGCCUGCCAGCGAGCCGGCCGACAACACGGGAACGACCGCUGUUAAAGAGCGAAAGCUCAGUAACACCAGCACCAGCCACUCGGACAUUGGAUCUUAAGAAGGAAAUCAAGGUUGUUCAUGAAUGAUGCGAUCAAGGAAAAAUGGCCUUGUUAAGACAACAAGAGUGUUUUUGGCCAGACGCCUGGUCAUAAUGUCUCCUGUUUCGCUCUCCUCUGUAUUGUUAAGAGUACAAGGAAGGAAAUCGUGUCAAACUUUCAUAAGCCCCAUUUGCGGUUCCUACAGUCACUUCUAGAAAAUCAUAGACCUCGGUAAUAAAAGCUCUACCCACACGCCAGUGUUUGUACAAAGACUGUUUUGUUUUAAAAAAAAAAACUUUCACUUGCUAACAUGAAUGUUCAUAUGCUCAACUGAAACAUCUAACGCUGUUUAAAUGGCUUUGAGCACAGCAGUUUGUUAGUACAUAUUGUUAUGGAUAAAUGAUGUGAUAUAAAAAUGUAAUAAAAAAAAUGUAAACGUCUUUUUAAACGUGCGUCUAUGAAGGUAUGGGUAAGAUUUAGCUUUUCUCAAAAUUCA